AUGACCGAAUCGCAGGGAACAUCAUUGAUCCGUCAAAAUUACUCUUCUGAUUUAGAGGCUGCUCUCAAUAAACAGAUCAACAUCGAAUUGUACGCUUCAUACGUUUACAUGUCAAUGUCUGUUUAUUUUGAUCGAGCCGAUAUCGCGUUGAGUAAAGUGGCUGAUUGGAUGCGGAAACAAAGUGAUGAGGAAAGAGAACACGCACAGAAAUUCAUGAAAAUGCAGAAUCUCCGCGGUGGCCAUGUCGCUCUUCAACCGAUCCAAAAACCCGAACGCGACGAGUGGGGAACAACUCUUGAGGCUUUUCAAGCAGCGUUGGCUUUGGAGAAGUUCAACAAUCAAAGCCUUAUCGAGUUGCAUUCGGUGGCAUCGAGCUCGAACGAUGCACAAUUCUGCUCGUUCCUCGAGGACAACUUCUUGCAUGAACAGGUUGAAUCGAUCGAAGAAAUCGGAAAAAUGGUGACAAAUCUGAAGAGACUCGGCGGUGGAAUGGGUGAAUACCUUUUCGAGAGAGAACAUUUCGAUAAAUCG
Molecule: messenger RNA, 531 nt
Organism: Mesorhabditis belari
Lineage: Eukaryota; Metazoa; Nematoda; Chromadorea; Rhabditida; Rhabditidae
Source: the annotation of a GenBank genome assembly